AUGGAACAUCAAUCUGCUACAAAGAAAGGAAAGACAUUAAUAUCAUCUUUCUUUAAAAAGAGAGAUCGUGAAACUAGUGAAAGUACUUCAAUUCCUACUACAAUGGAAAAUCAAUCUAGUGAAGGUCUUCUCAUUCCUAGUGUCCAAAUUUCUUCAAUUUCUUCUCCUAGCAAAGACCAUCAAUCAUCAUCUGCUUGUAUUGAACGAGAUCCGGGAAAAAUAAAACCAAUAUGUGAAUAUCAUGUUAAUAUACGAGAUGAGAUAAGACGUUCAUAUCUAAAGAUGGGGCCUUAUCAACCAGAUAUGUUGGAGUAUCCGACUACAAAAUUUGGAAAUCAAAAUCGUCGGUUUCAGAAAAAAUGGUUUCAGAAAUUUCAUUGGUUAGAGUAUUCGCCUUCAACAAAUAAGGCAUAUUGUUUUUAUUGUUUUCUUUUUCUGAAUGAUAUUAAUUCAUCUAAUAUCUCGGCACUAGUCAGUGAAGGAUUUGACAAUUGGAAAAGGGUAAACCAAGGAAAAACAUGUGCAUUUCUUGCCUAUAUUGGUUCUGCAGCUUCUUCGCCUCAUACUAUGUCUGAGAGAAGGACUGAAAAUUUGAUGAGACCCUCUCAGCAUAUUGAUAAUGUGAUGUAUAUUCAAGCUAAAGAAGAAAAGGAGAAAAAUCGUUUACGUUUGAAGACCUCAAUUGUCACUGUUCGAUGGCUAGCACUUCAAGGUUGUGCCUUUAGAGGUAAUGAUGAAUCUCUAUCUUCAUCUAAUCGUAGGAAUUUCCUUGAAUUGGUGAAGGCUUUUGCAAAAAUGAGUACGGAAAUUAAUGAAGUUGUACUUGAGAAUGCUCCAAAAAAUGGCCAAUAUAUUGCUCCAGAAAUUCAGAAAGAUAUUUUACAUAUUAUGGCCAAUAGAGUACGACAGAUGGUUCGUGAAGAAGUUGGAGAUAAAUUCUUCUGUAUUCUUGUUGAUGAAGCACGAGAUAUAUCUAAACGGGAGCAAAUGGCCAUUAUCUUGAGUGUUAGUGAUACUACCUCAUUAAAUUUGAAAAAAGAAAUAUCAAAUGUUCUUGUUCAUCAUGAUCUACAAGUUAAGAAACUCAGAGACCAAGGAUAUGAUGGUGCUAGCAAUAUGCGUGGCGCGUGUAAUGGACUCCAGGCAUUAUUUCUCAGAGAUUGUCCUUAUGCAUACUAUGUUCACUGUUUUGCUCAUCGACUACAAUUAACAUUGGUCUCUGUCGCUAAGGAUGUCAGUGUUAUUUGGGAAUUCUUUUCUCAUUUGGACAAUAUUGUCAAUAUUGUUACUUUUUCUACUAAGCGCAUUGCUGAGUUACAUACUGCACAAAGAAAUGAAAUUGAACAUAUGUUGGCAAUUGGAGAACGUGAUUCUGGAAGUGGGGCCAAUCAGAUUGGUAAUUUGCAACGGGCAAGAGCUACUCGUUGGAGUUCUCACUAUGACUCAGUAAAAAGCUUGAUAGGUAUGUACGCUGCAACUUGCAAAGUUUUUGAAGUUCUUAGUGACUAUUCUCCAAAUGGAAGAGCUAAGGCUGAAGUUCGGGGAAUUUACAAAAACAUGAUUUCAUUUUUGAUGGAAUUAAAUACUCGGUUCAAUGAGUCAUCAGUGGAAUUUCUUUCUCUUAGUACAACUUUAGAUCCGAAAUAUUCAUUUGAUUCAAUUAACAGUGAUGAUAUUUGCAAACUUGCAAAAAAGUUUUAUCCUGAAGAUUUCACAAAUCAAGACAUCGUUGCUUUGGAAUAUGAAUUGGUACAUUAUAAACUUGAUGUGAUGCAAAAUUUGAAGACUUCUACACUUGUUGAGUUGUGUCAGCAAUUGACUGAGAGUGGGCGGUCAAAGGUUUACAUUAUGUUAACUAGAUUGAUUCAUCUCGUUUUGACAUUACCUGUUUCUACUGCCACUACUGAGCGAGCCUUUUCAGCAAUGAAGCAUGUGAAGACGGCACUUCGCAAUAAAAUGGAGGAUGAUUUUCUUGAAGAUUGUUUGACACUCUAUAUUGAACGAGAUUUAGCUAAAGAUAUAGAUAUAGAUUCUAUUAUAGAUGAAUUUUAUGUUUCAAAAUCUCGUAGGGCACAACUUUGUUGA
Messenger RNA from Zingiber officinale, 2085 nucleotides. Its product is annotated as zinc finger MYM-type protein 1-like. Bases 1 to 2085 code for a protein of 694 amino acids. The record is from RefSeq and is a predicted model, not a curated record. The transcript is spliced from 3 exons. NCBI's taxonomy places the organism in Eukaryota, Viridiplantae, Streptophyta, Magnoliopsida, Zingiberales, Zingiberaceae. Gene Ontology annotation, molecular function: protein dimerization activity.